AUGGCUCCUCGGAAUCUUGUGGCUCGAUUGAUAUCACUCUUUCUAUUCGUCAACGCUUCAAUUGCUCAGUCAUGUUGGAAGAAUACGACCUGUAGUGGACCAACGGACACUGCCUUUCCUGGAACUUGGGAGUCCAAUAUCUUCGCACCCUCUUCGAGGACAGUCUCACCAGCAUCCAUACUGUCUUCAGAAGGGGCGUUUAUCUCGAGCUUUCAAGGAUCUGCCAAGCUUUCAGGCAAUGGCUCUCAGCUUGUCUUCGACUUUGGCAUUGAAGUUGGUGGUCUAGUAACACUGGACUACUACGCGACUGGGCAAGGCUCAAUUGGUUUGGCAUUCACCGAAAGCAAGAAUUGGGUUGGCGAAUGGUCGGACUCCUCCAAUGGGGAGUUUAAAGGUCCCGAUGGUGCUUUGUAUGCAGUCUUCAACACAUCUGGAAAGUAUUCGUAUACUAUGCCAGAUAUCAGACUUCGAGGUGGCUUCCGGUAUUUGACCCUGUUCUUGGUCUCCAAUGGGACUGCUACAGUCGACAUCAAUGAUAUCAACCUGACCAUCGGAUUCCAGCCAACUUGGUCCAAUCUUAGAGCAUAUCAAGGUUACUUCCACAGCAAUGACGAUGAAUUGAACAAGAUUUGGUACAGUGGAGCAUAUACAUUGCAGACUAACGCAGUUCCUGUUAAUACAGGUAGACACGUUCCGUUCCUCAUCACUGGUUGGCAGAAUGAUGGAGUGCUUGGUCCUGGUGAUACGAUCAUUGUUGAUGGAGCUAAGAGAGACCGAGCAGUCUGGCCAGGUGACAUGGGCAUCGCAGUGCCUUCAACUUUUGUCAGUAUCGGUGAUUUAAGUCCUGUCAAGAAUGCAUUACAAGUGAUGUACGAUUAUCAAAACCCAACCACAGGAGCAUUCCCAGAAGCUGGACCACCACUUUUGCAACUUGGCUCUGACACUUACCAUAUGUGGACCAUGAUAGGGACUUUCAACUAUUUUCUUUAUAGCAACGAUACGGCAUUCCUUCAAGAGAACUGGGCAAAGUACCUUCUAGCUAUGGACUAUAUUUAUGGGAAAGUGACCUAUCCAAGUGGUCUGCUGAAUGUAACCGGCUUGAGAGAUUGGGCCCGUUGGCAAACCGGGUAUAAUGGUAGCGAACCUCAAAUGAUUCUCUACCGCACUCUCAUUACAGGCAGUGAUCUAGCAGUCUGGGCUGAAGAUAACACAGGUCUCAAUGCCACCUGGAACACUCGUGCAGCAAAUCUCAAGACAGCCAUCAAUCAAUAUUGCUACGAUGAUGCCUACGGAGCAUUUAAAGACAACGCUACAGCCACAACUCUUCAUCCACAAGACGCAAACAGCAUGGCCGUCGUCUUCGACGUAGUGGACACAGACAGAGCCGAGAGUAUUUCUACAAAGCUCUUGGAUAACUGGACACCGAUAGGCGCCGUUACACCUGAACUUCCUGGGAACAUCUCACCAUUUAUUUCUGGUUAUGAAAUUCAAGCUCAUUUCUCCAUUGGCCAAACAGCGCGAGCAUUGGAUUUGAUUCGAAGAUGCUGGGGCUGGUAUCUGAACAAUCCCCUCGGAAGUCAAAGUACGGUGAUCGAAGGCUAUCUUCAGAACGGGACGUUUGGGUACAGAUCAACUCGAGGCUACGACUAUGACGCUUCAUAUGUCUCACACUCUCACGGCUGGAGUUCAGGGCCAACAGCUGCUCUCACAACCUAUGUUCUGGGACUCAGUGUUACAGGCCGAGCAGGCUCAACAUGGAAACUCGCGCCUCAAUUUGGAAAUCUGACGAACGUGGAAGGAGGAUUCACGACUGGGCUUGGAAAAUACCAGGCGAGCUGGGAAACGAAGGAAGAUGGGUAUGCUUUGAGCUAUAAUGUUCCUGAUGGUACUAUUGGGGAACUCGUAUUGCCUCUCCUAAACGCUGGCGAACUUCCUAGAAUCAUGAUUGAUGGACAGCCUGUGCCGCAAAGUAUGAAUCCUGAGAUUGUCGGGGACGCCGUGGUGCUGAGUUCUGCUCAAGGUGGUAGUCACGAGAUAGUUGUGCAGUAG
Molecule: messenger RNA, 2049 nt
Organism: Mollisia scopiformis
Lineage: Eukaryota; Fungi; Ascomycota; Leotiomycetes; Helotiales; Mollisiaceae
Product: Six-hairpin glycosidase
Exons: 4
Coding region: 1-2049 (682 amino acids)
Biological process (GO): carbohydrate metabolic process
Source: RefSeq, a predicted model, not a curated record